AUGCCCAAGCAGAAGAGAUAUUCGACAACGGGAGGCCUUCACCGCGAGGAUUCAGACGAUGAACUCGGAUAUGAAGAUCACCCCUGGGAAUGGAUUUAUGAAGACAGCGGUGACACAAACCCGCAGGAGGAUGAUUCCACGCCCUCGAAGAAGCGAAAAGCAAAUGUUCUCACCACCAAAAAGGCAGCCAUUGUGGGUGCCCGCAUGGGCUCCUUCUCAGUGCGAAUAGGCGACUCGGUGCUGCUGAAAUCUCCCGAGCAGGGGAAAGAUUGGGUGGGAUUGGCGUGCUCGUUCUCCGACACCAACGAAGAUGACGAGGACGAAAUGUGCGUCUGCAUUCAGUGGUUCUGUACCCCGGAGGAGUUGAUGUUCGGGAAACGCUCAAAAAUCCCGAGCAAUGUGUUGCCCAACGAAUCAUACAUCACGGCAGACUUCAACAUGAACCCAUUGACAGCCAUAAAUGGGAAAGCCACGGUUUUGUCGAAAGAGGCCUUUUUCAAGAGAUAUCCUGGCGGAGAACCACCAAAGUCCAAGUCAGCUGCCAACCGCUACGCCAAGACGAUUCUGUGUCGGCGAGGGGUCAAGCAGAGAACGGUGCGAUUCACCGAGGACUUUGUGUGGGAAGAGAUCUACAAGGGACCGGAAGACCUCUUGGACUUGAUUGAUUGGAUCAAAGAGCAAACCAAGGGCCGGAAGAAACAGACUGUAAAAAGUGAGGAUGUGGACUAUGAGCAGCAAAAGGAGACGGCCGACGACGAGCCCCGGACGCCUCACAAGAGGAGGAAAACGACGGCGACAAUUUCCACCCCGAAAUCUUCGGCCAAGGCAUCCAAGUACAGCACGCCGACACAUAAACGGAUCAUGAUCAAGAAGCCUAUAGAGAUCACCCCACUGGGGACUCGAGUCCUGUCCCCUUCUCAGUACAAGUCGACACCCUACUCUCACGCCCGAGCAACACUGCACGUUUCUGCUGUCCCGACGUCUCUCCCUUGCCGCUCCAAUGAGUUCCACACGGUCUAUUCUCAUCUCUACUCGGCCAUUGUGGACGGGUCCGGAGCAUGUAUCUACAUCUCCGGGACCCCCGGGACGGGCAAGACAGCCACAGUACGGGAGGUAGUCGCGUCGCUGCACGAAGCAGUCCUCAAUGAAGAACUAGACGACUUCAACUUUGUCGAAAUCAACGGCAUGAAGGUCACAGAGUCGCAACAAUCCUACUCACUCCUAUGGGAAGCGCUCAAGGGCGACCGCGUCAGCCCGCACCACGCAUUGAGCCUGCUGGAGCAAGAAUUCUCGCAGCCUUCGCCGCGGCGGAUCCCCUGCGUCGUGCUGAUGGACGAGCUGGACCAGCUCGUGACCAAGAGCCAGAGCGUCAUGUACAACUUCUUCAACUGGCCGGCCAUGCGGCAUUCGCGCCUAAUCGUUCUGGCGGUCGCCAACACCAUGGAUCUCCCCGAGCGGACGCUGUCGAACAAGAUCAGUUCGCGACUCGGGCUGACCAGGAUCACGUUCCCGGGAUACACGCACACGCAGCUGAUGGAGAUUAUCUCCUCGAGGCUGGAAGGUGUCCCGGGCAACAUUGUCGAUAAGGACGCCGUGCAGUUCGCCAGCCGCAAAGUCGCAGCCGUGUCUGGUGAUGCUAGGCGGGCUCUCGACAUUUGCCGGCGCGCGGUGGAAAUCGCAGAACAGUCUCAAGAGAAGCAGAAUCCCGCCUCUGCGGAUGCCAACGACGAAGACGUCGUCCAGAUAGUAACGACCCCGAGCCGCAGAGGCAGGAACAUCCCCAAGGACAAAGAUAAUGCGAAUGGGCGGGAACACGAGCCUCCACAAACACGACUAGCGAGGGUGACGAUCGCGACCAUCAAACAGGCCAUCAACGAAGCCACCUCGUCCCCCAUCGCGCAGCACCUGCGUUCUCUGCCCUUGGCCGCGAAGCUCCUCCUCGCCGCGAUAUCGGCACUCACUCGACGCACGGGCGUGGUCGAGUCCACGAUGGGCGACAUCUCCGCGGAAGCGCUGCGCAUCGUCGCGGUCGCGGACAACAAUGCCGUGCAGGAUUUCCUGCGCGCCGAAGCAGAGGGGGGAAAAGAAGACGAUGAUGAUGCUGCAGCAGCACCAACAGGAAAACGCGCCUCUGGUUCCCUGAUGCCCCGUAUCCUGGCGCUCGGAGGGGCCGCCAUGGCGCUGGUCCAGGCUGGCGUCAUCGCCAUGGAGACCAGGGGGAAGGGGGAGAGGGCGGUAAAAGUCAGAUUGCGCGUGGGCGAGGAAGAAGUCAAAAGCGCCUUGAUGGGGGACCCUGAGGUCAAGGGACUGGGGUUUCAAUAA
Messenger RNA from Fonsecaea nubica, 2322 nucleotides. RefSeq lists its product as hypothetical. The coding region runs from base 1 to 2322 and encodes 773 amino acids. The record is from RefSeq and is a predicted model, not a curated record. Gene Ontology annotation, biological process: mitotic DNA replication checkpoint signaling; DNA replication initiation. The transcript has a single exon. Gene Ontology annotation, cellular component: nuclear origin of replication recognition complex. Gene Ontology annotation, molecular function: DNA replication origin binding; ATP hydrolysis activity; ATP binding. Lineage: Eukaryota; Fungi; Ascomycota; Eurotiomycetes; Chaetothyriales; Herpotrichiellaceae.